Messenger RNA from Nicrophorus vespilloides, 2163 nucleotides. Its product is annotated as RNA-binding protein 45. Lineage: Eukaryota; Metazoa; Arthropoda; Insecta; Coleoptera; Silphidae. Gene Ontology annotation, molecular function: RNA binding. The record is from RefSeq and is a predicted model, not a curated record. The transcript is spliced from 7 exons. The coding region runs from base 306 to 1778 and encodes 490 amino acids.
GAAGUUUCUCAUUUCUUUCGUGUUUUUGAGCUAACUUCAAGGCAUUGGUAACUACGCAACGUAACAAGUUUUUUUUUCUAAUCUUUUCUUGCAAAGUGGGAACAAGUGGGAAAGCGAGUUCCAUACGAACGGCAGGUAACUUUGCGCGUUGUUGCCAUAGAUAAGUGUUCUUCUAUUCAGAGGUGCUGAUUACUCCCCCACGAGAGUGUUUUUGUGCUGUUCUCAUUGGAAUUCCUAUUUCGUGUGUUGACCGCAUAUUACAAACACAACAGUGCGGACGAGUGAAGUGAUUUUGUAAGAAGAGUAUGGACCGGUACGAUUCCAGGACUAGCAACAAUUACGAGAUCAGGACAUCCAGUUCGGAUGAGCCCCCGAAUUCACGUUUGUUUAUCAUCGCCAAUAAGAGGUUAAACGAAUCUGAUUUUCGGGAUGCCUUUGCUAAGUUCGGCGAGAUCGAAGACAUAUGGGUAGUCAAAGAUCGUAGAUCUGGUGAAAAUAAAGGUGUUACCUAUAUAAAAUAUGCAAAAACAUCAGAAGCAGCUCUAGCUAUGGAAGCAAUGAAUGGUAAAAUAAUAGUGGGUUCGGAUAGGCACAUCAAAGUAAUGAUCGCUAGCAACCGAAAUAAAGGUUCGCAACGUGAGGAAAACGAGGAUGAAAAGAUUCAGCGACUGUUUGUUCUAGUACCCAAAACGAUGACAGAAGCAGAACUGGAAAGUUACUUUGGUCAGUUCGGUGAUAUUGAUUAUGUGAAUAUAGUUCGUGAUAAGGAAACGCGUGAAAGCAAAGGACUAGGGUACAUUAAAUAUUACAAGUUUUCUCAUGCGGCCAAGGCGUUUGAGGAAUGUGAUAGGAAGUAUAGAGCUGUAUUCUCCGAACCUAGAAAGAAUAAUUCAAAUAGAAAUAACAAUAACACCACCACUACGAACAACAACAAUAGUAAUAAUGCAAGCAAUGAUUACCAACAAACUUUGAGUACAAUUACGACAAAGCCUUUUCAAGAAAGUUCUAUUGGUAAUGGAGAUAAGUUCAAAAUUAUGGUAUUAGGUAGUCCACAAUUAACUGAAGAACAAGUGUGGAGAUUAUUUAAUAUUAUCCCUGGAAUGGAAUAUUGUCAGUGGAGGUAUGACACCAUUAAACGACGUCAUGUUGGUACGGUCGUAUAUUCGUCGUUCCAAUGGGCUACCCAUGCAAUAGACAAAUUAAAUGGGUUUGAAUAUCCCAUAGGAUCAAGACUACUAGUGAAACCUGAUGGGACCGUGCCUAGACAAGACACUAAUAGAACGUCGCAAAUAUCAAUACCAUCUAAAAGCAAUAUAAUUCCUAGUUCGAACAUAAUAGAACUUUAUGAGACAUUGAAUCACGCCACUGCAGUGAUACAGAAUGUUGUUCUAACACCAGACAAAUUUCGUACAGGUACUCGGAUCGCUUUGAGCCCGCACAGUGACAUUUCAGAGAUUUGCAGUGUUCAAUUGCCGGAGCCUCAAGCUUUAGCAAGCAUCGACGCGGAUACCGCCGCUCGGUGUUUCAUUGUUUGCACCCCGCCACCGCCUUCACAAGCUAUACUCAAGGAUCUCUUUUGUCGAUUCGGAAAUUUAAUCGAAGUUUAUUUGUUAUCACAUAAGAAUUGUGGAUACGCUAAAUAUGCUACAAAGGAGUCUGCAAUGGAAGCGAUUACGGUAUUGCACGGAGCUGAAGUUUCUGGUGGAAGAAUAAAGGUAAUCGAGGCGGACGAAAGAGGGAACAAUUCGCGAAAAAGGCUUCGAUUAGAUGACCAAUAAAUUAAUACUCAUAAAUAACUGACAUCACGACAUAAUAUGAUGGACGGAUUUGUACGAUGGACAGAGUUUGGACUGUUAGUUAUAUGUAUAUGCAAUGGAUGUGCUUCAUGUUUUAUGAUGAUUCCAAACAAAACAACAAACAAACCAAACAAAAUAUUCAAUCAAUCACUCACUCACACAUACACAUAUAUACAUAUUUAUAAUCACUAAUCACGAUUUUCUUUUGUACGAGUUUUAUGUUGCAAUGUGUUCUGUUUAUUUUUUGUUUUGUUCUGCUUUCUGGCUGGCCACAUACACGCACACUAUAUUACUUGUAGCAAGAAUAUAUUUGCAUAAUUCAAGCAGACGAAGUUAGGACAAAUAAAUUAUUUAUUUUAAUGUUGAA